This is a messenger RNA of Selaginella moellendorffii, 2363 nucleotides long. Its product is annotated as kinesin-like protein KIF15. Gene Ontology annotation, molecular function: microtubule binding; ATP binding; microtubule motor activity. Gene Ontology annotation, biological process: microtubule-based movement. The transcript has 19 exons. The record is from RefSeq and is a predicted model, not a curated record. The coding region runs from base 80 to 2251 and encodes 723 amino acids. Lineage: Eukaryota; Viridiplantae; Streptophyta; Lycopodiopsida; Selaginellales; Selaginellaceae.
UGCGCUCAUUCGCGCCUUCUACGUUUUCGUGUAGUAGCGCUGCUAGGCUAGGGUUCUUGAGGUGAGGAGGGCAGGGGCAAUGCCGGCCUCCAACGGCGGCAUCGAGAUCGAUGGCGAUGGCGAUGCCUUCUCCGCCGCGGAUCAGCCCACGAAUUCCAAUGUCCAGGUGAUUGUCCGGGUGAGGCCGCCGAAUCAGCGGGAGCACGAGCAGGGCUACAAGAAGGCUGCUGCCGUCGAUGCCGCAGCUCAGACGCUCACUCUCAGUGUCACGCCAUUUGCCAGAUCCUUCAAGUUUGAUUAUGUUGCCGAUGAGGACGUUGGCCAGGAAGACAUGUUCCAAAGAGUGGGGAAGCCCAUCACGGAUGCUUGCUUGCAAGGAUACCAUUGCUGUCUCAUUGCUUACGGACAAACUGGUGCUGGAAAGACCUUCACAAUGGAAGGUCUCAGUGUCACGGAGGAUCAGGCCCAAGCGUAUGAAAUGCGUGGCCUGAUUCCUCGCAUUUUGGACUACAUGUUCCAGAGAAUGGGAGAGGAGAAAAAGGAGCGGCAGAAGGAUGUUGAAUAUGGCAUCAAGUGCUCGUAUCUUCAGAUAUAUAACGAGCAAGUGCAAGAUCUUCUAGAUCCCGACUCCGCUCAUUUAAAUAUCCGCGAGGAUACAAAGAAUGGAAUGUAUGUGGAUGGUCUCCAGGAAGUGGUCGUGCCAUCUGCAGAAGCUACUUAUGGAGUUUUUCGGCGUGGAUCUCAAAACCGGCACGUCGGGAUGACUGCUAUGAACAUUGAAAGCAGUAGGUCACAUAGCGUGUUUACUUUAGUGGUCGAGUCUCAGCGUGUUGUUGGUGGAGUGAUGAACAGAAAGACAUCGAGAUUUUAUCUUGUUGACUUAGCAGGAUCUGAGCGUCAGAAGUACAGCGAGACUAUUGGGAUUCGACUCAAAGAAGCUGGGAGUAUAAAUAAAUCGUUGUCCGCACUUGGAAACGUUAUAAAGGCGCUUGUGGACAUAUCAGAAGGCAAAGUAAGGCACGUUCCUUACCGAGACUCGAAGCUAACAUUCCUGCUGAAGGACGCUUUGGGUGGAAAUUCGAAGUGUACGCUAAUAGCGAAUGUGAGUCCAGCCGAUAAGAAUGGGGAGGAAACGCUUUCCACUCUUAAAUUUGCUCAAAGAGCGAAGUUGAUGAGAAACGCUGCCGUUGUUAACGAGGACAUGCUUGGUAAUCCAGCUAUUAUGGGCGAGGAAAUAAAGAGACUUAGACUCGAGAUUGCAACACUGCGAGCAAAUAUUGGAGCUCCAUCGCUGAUUUCGAUACCAACUGUGGCGGCAGAGGCACUCCCAGAAAGCGAGCGAAUCAGCCGCUUGGAACAUAUAUUAUCUGAAUCUACAAAGCAGUCUCUAGCCGCUGAAAGGAAAUCAGCUCUAGAGCUGCACGAACUCGCCACGAAGUACGAGGCUGCACAAGCGGUUUGUGAGCGACUGGAAACAGCUUUACAGUCGCAAAAAAUGAUAACGAGGUUGCGUGAAUGUGCUAUCAAAAGAGUUGAGGGUGGCCGUCCAGCUACUGAUGGUGACGAUGGAACUUCCGAAAUGAAAGAAGAGAUUGAACAGUUACGCAAACAAGUAGAGCAUCAUCCAGACGUUGUGAGGUUUAAGAUGGAACUCGAUCUCUGUAAAGCCAAACUCGAGGAAUACGAGCACAAGGACAAAGGCGAGGAGCAUGUUGCUCAACUUGAAAACUACAGCCAGACGCUAAAGCUUGAAUUGCAAGACACUUUAGAAGAAAAGGCUAAGCUUGAUGAAGCUAUGGCUGCCAUGAAAGCUGAGAAUGAGUCAGCAAGAGCUCAAGUACUAGUAGCCGAAGAGCAGUUUUUGAAGCUGCAAGAGGCAGCAGAAAAAUGUAAGAAGGAAGCUACGGAGGCGAUACAAAAGCAAGAGAAGACGGACGAAAGGCUACGUGAAGCAAUACAAGAACAGGACCGGGUUUGGCGAAUGUGCAACCUUGCAGAAGCACAAGCAACAGAACUCGCUCUUGAGCUUGCCAAAGAAAAGUCUGACGCAUCAAAGGCGCUACAGAAAGAAAAGGAGAUUUUAAAUUCCAUGGUGCAAGUCAUCAGUGGGGAGCGAGAUGAGGCAGCAAGAACAUCGAGUGAACUGGCAACGAAACUAGAUAUUGCCCUCGCUGCAAAUGCUCUUUUAGAGUCUCGCAUCAGAGAUUUGGAGGGAAGGCUGGUUGAAAAGAGAAGAGAGAGCAUAAGUUGAGAUCUGUACACAUGUGCUUUUUGUUGGUAUUGUGGGUAUCAAAAUUUUAACCAACCGGUGAGCUGCCGUCGUUUCUUUACUGUCUACGGAGCUCAUGAGAGACACUUGUGUG